Pelmatolapia mariae (spotted tilapia) is the source of this 907-nucleotide messenger RNA. It is a transcript of the gene cwc15, whose product is annotated as CWC15 spliceosome associated protein homolog. The record is from RefSeq and is a predicted model, not a curated record. NCBI's taxonomy places the organism in Eukaryota, Metazoa, Chordata, Actinopteri, Cichliformes, Cichlidae. Gene Ontology annotation, cellular component: catalytic step 2 spliceosome. Gene Ontology annotation, biological process: mRNA cis splicing, via spliceosome. Gene Ontology annotation, molecular function: RNA binding. Bases 66 to 785 code for a protein of 239 amino acids. The transcript has 7 exons.
GAAGUGACGUUGAUUGUUGUAUCGGUGUUCCUUUCGUCGUGUGGUAGCGGCUUUAGUUAUCAAAGAUGACUACAGCUGCAAGACCAACAUUUGAGCCAGCAAGAGGAGGGAGGGGUAAAGGAGAAGGUGAUUUGAGUGCUCUCUCCAAGCAGUACUCCAGUCGAGAUCUUCCAGGUCACACAAAGAUCAAGUACAGGCAGCCUACCCAGGAUGCCCCUGAGGAGGUCCGUGCCCGUGACUUUCGCAGAGAGCUGGAGGAGAGGGAGCGUGUAGCAGUACGUGAAAAAACCAGAGAGAGGGGACCAAGAGAGCACACCACAUCAUCAUCUUCUUCUUCAUCAUCUUCAAAGAGGCCAAGACUGGAUCAGAUUCCAGCUGCUAACCUUGAUGCUGAUGAUCCUCUCACUGAUGAUGAUGAGGACGAGGACUCUGAUGAAGAUAGUGAUGAUGAUGACACUGCAGCUCUUUUGGCUGAAUUGGAGAAGAUUAAAAAAGAGCGUGCUGAAGAGCAAGAACGCAAAGAGCGAGAGCAAAAGGCAGAGGAGGAGAGAAUUCGAAUGGAAAAUAUCUUGAGCGGCAAUCCACUGAUUAAUUUGGCUGGACAGCAGCAACAGAACCAGAACCAGAACCAGAAUUCAUUCAGAGUCAAGAGAAGGUGGGAUGAUGACGUAGUGUUCAAGAAUUGUGCCAAAGGAGUGGACGAGGCACGGAAGGAGAAACGCUUUGUCAAUGACACACUGCGCUCUGAAUUUCACAAGAAAUUUAUGGAGAAAUAUGUAAAGUAGAGAACUUCCUCUGUGUCAUUUGUAUUGUUUUGUUUUUAUUAUCAAAUGUGUUUGGUCUCCUUCCUCUACCCUCUGUUGCAGAGGGUACAUGGUUUUUCAAAUAAACUCUGUAUAGAACUUGA